CCUGCCUGGCCUCCCGGCCCCGUCAGCUGCGAAGCGCAAAACCCAAAGCGCCACGCGGGGCUCGCCGGGCCCUGCGCGGUGCUGGAGGAGCAGAGCUUUCUGCUGGAAUAACCGUUAACGUUCUCCUUGGCAGGCGAGCUUGCUGUUGUGUUGGUCGUGUCUCUUUGUUGCUUCCAAGAUAAAUAAGAUAAAUCGGAUAAAUAAACGAGACUUAGAGACGCACAACGUUGAGGCGUCUUGUAUUCAAGGGGAAGCUGCUGUAGGGGUGAUGAAGAAAUACCGGGUGCGUAUCGGCAGCGCGCUCGCGCUGCCACUGCCAGCGAAUUGUCCUCCAACGUAGGUGUCCGUGCGCCCCACCUGCCUGCGGUGCAGGAGGCUCCUGCCUUCGUCCUCCCCUCCCUGCCCGUGUGGCCGGGUUGCUUUGCCCGGAUGAGGUCAGGCGGUUACACAACGCAGACCUGCCGCGUGGCCGUGCUGGUCACCGUGUUGCCGUGGCUUCAUUUUUGUCAGUAUUGGGCUUUUUACAUGCAAUUUUGGUUGCUCCAAAGUAUUAGCAACUUUAUUUGCACAAUCGAUGAAUACACAAAUUCUGUUCUUCCUGAAUACCUGCUGAGGUGGUUGGCUGUUGCUUGGUGGUUUGUGUUUGGUUCCUUUUUUUUUUUCUUUUUUCUUUUUUUUUUUCCCUGCAGUAAAUCAGCAGCAGUGGAUUUGCAGAGGAGGAGGAAGGAAUACUGGCCCUAGGUGUCUGGUCGGAGUUCUGCUCGAGCACAAAGCAGACGUUCCACGUGCAGACCUGUCGGCUGGGAGGUGCGCGUGCCGGUACUGUAAGGUGACCUGAGAUACGGAGCCCUGGGUCGUGCUGGAGCUGCGCAGCAGUGCCCGUCAAAGCAGUGCCUUCGGUGUCCCCUGGGAGCCCUCCUCAGGGAGCCGCUCUGCCGCUCAGGUCACGCCCGUGAGUCACGGCUGCUCGCACCGGCUGGAUUUCACCCCGCGCCUUAGUCACUUUUUGAGGUAGAGAGGAAGUAGAUAGGAAUCUGUGGCUAAAGAAUAAUGGAGAUAAUUGCAGAGUUAUCGUUACCAGCCCCUGCAACGUCUCUCAUCCGGAGCAUUUGGAGGCCGGCGUGUGUCAGUGCCGGCUGCGGCCGGUGCCACCUCUGGGCGCUCGGGUCCGGUCGCGUGCCAGGCAGAGACCGGGGAGCUGUGGUCACCGAGGGGCUGCGCAGGGAGCGACCCAGCGCUCUGGUGGCUGGAGAGGGGCUUUAGGAGGCAAAUCUGGCAUGCUCUGUGUGACCUGGCUGUGGAACUACGGCAUUUACACCUGCAGAAAGGUGACCCUGGAUUUUUGGGGAUAGAUUUUCCAAGGCACGCCAGCUCCCCGCAGCACCCGGGCCAUGCUGGGGGUCCCACGGCAGCGCCGCAUGCCCGCGGGCGGUGCGGGAAGCAGCAGGGCGCAGGGGCGGUGCAGUGCGGGGCCCUGCUCAGCACCGCCGGCUGCAGCAGCAAUGCAGCCUGGGCACCUGCCCGGGUAGACCCUGGGGCUGUGACGCACGGAGUGCGGGAACGUGGCAGACACGGGAAGUUUGCAGGGAAAUAGCACCGGAAUUGAGUCACGGCCACAAGGAGUGGAGGAAGCCUGCACUUAGAGCACGGAGCCUUCCUCCCACGCAGGUUGGGCAGCACACGGGCCCUGCACCUUCCCACUUCCAGGCACGCAGGCCCCGCACUGCCCCGCGCGUUGCCUUUUGCAACUGGCUGUGCUGCGGCACGGAGUGUUCUGUCUGUCAAGAGAACUUUUUCCUUCUGUUUUUAAAGCGUAAAAAGUUACAAAACCAACAGCGCAAACGUGCGCGUGGAGCGCUGAGCUCCUCGGGGCGAUGGGACGCUCCUUCACGCCUUCCAGAGCACUGCUUGGAGCUGGGAAAGCGCCCCCCAGGGGGAAAGCACUUUUGGCAUCAUAAACGCCUGCGAAGGGGAAGACGCCUGCGAAGAACAGACCAAAGUGGGCCUCGAGGGAGGGCUGGGUCACGGCCUCAAGCGGCGGUAAAGCCUCCGGGGGCUGCCUGCAGCGUGCGGCCGGGCUGUCCAGCAUCCUCUCCCACUGCUCCGUGGCGGCACAGCCGGGGUGCUGCCGGCGUCCCGAGUGUCUCCGGAGCGAGCGGCGUUGCGGCGGGACGUGGGAGGUUCCCGGGGCCGCCUCCUCGGCCCUCGCCGCCUCUCCCAGGGGGGAACCUUAAAUCCCCGCCCGGCACCGCCCGGGCACUCGCGCCGGCAGCAUGCGGGCGAGCGGCAGCCUCCUGCUGGGGCUCCUGGCCCUGAGCGCCCCGCUGCACGCCGCGCCUGCCGCAGGGGUGUCCGGAGCAGCCUCCGCCGUCCCCGCGACUCGGCCGCAGCCGGAGGACGCCCCGCGCCGGGAGGAGCCCGACCCCGCGGCCGGGGGGCAGCAGCCGGGGGCAGAGCGGGGCAGCGCGGAGCAGCGCCCGCACGGGGCAUGGCCGGCGGCCGCCAGGCCUGUGCCAGGGACCGGAGCCGAGAGCGGGGGGAAGCCCACGCCGGGGAGCAAACCUCUGCUGCGGGAGAAGCCGGAGACUGAGAAGAAACCCAGUGCGGGGAAGAAGCCAGCGUGCGGGGGGAAGGCGGAGGCUGGGGAAAAGCCAAAGACUGUGUCAAAGCCAGGAGCAGCGGGGGAAACGCAGAGCGCAGGGAAAACGGAGAGCAGGGAAAAGCCGGAGGCUGGGGGGAAGCCGGAGGCUGGGGAGAAACCUGUGGUGGCAGAGAAGCCAGAGGCAGGAGGAAAACCAGAGGCUGGGGGGAAGCCGGAGAGUGGGGAGAAGCCCGAGUCGGAGGAGAAACCCGAGUCUGACCAUGGUGACAGCGAGGAGGGUGAUGACGGCGACGGCGACGAUGACGAUGACGACGAGAAAAACGAGCAUGAAGAUGAGGGUGAGGAUGAUGAUGGCUAUGAUGAUGACGAUGAUGGCUAUGGUGAUGAUGAUGAAGAUGAUGGCGAGGGUGGCGAUGACUAUGGAGAUGAUGACAGAUACGGUGAUGAUGAUGACAGUGAAGAAUACGGUGGGGGUGACGGCAGUGACGACGCUUGGUGACCGAUGCUGCAGGGUGAGGAGCGCCUGUGGCGGGUGGGCGCGUGGGGCGGCCGCCCCCUGCCUCCGUCUCUGCCUCACUCUGCCAGGGCUGGUCCUGGGCACCAACGUCGCUUUGGGCAGGACCUUCUCUUUCCUAAUAAAUCCCACGUUGGCAACUGGCUCAGCACGACAAGCUGUCCCUUGUCACAGUGCCUGGCAUGGCACGGCCAUCUGGGGCAGCCCCAGCCCUGCCCAGGUGAUGCUGGAGAUCCCACGCCUGGGGUCCUUUGUGGAGACGUGAUUCUGACACCGAGGCAGAGCCACAGGGACGGCGCAGCCCAGGCUCACGUCCGGGACCAGCAGAGCUUCCCUGGGCCAGGAGAGCCCCCAGCGGGGUCCCCACAGCUCCCUGGGGCUUCCUGGCACCAGGGCACCUCCCAAAGCAGCC
This is a messenger RNA of Cygnus olor (mute swan), 3528 nucleotides long. Its product is annotated as spore wall protein 2-like. Lineage: Eukaryota; Metazoa; Chordata; Aves; Anseriformes; Anatidae. Bases 2274 to 3101 code for a protein of 275 amino acids. The record is from RefSeq and is a predicted model, not a curated record. The transcript is spliced from 2 exons.